AUGCGCGAAGAAAACAACAUACAACAAGAACAAACACAACAUGAACAACGUCGUCAAUGGCAUGACGUCAACCGAAACUUCAGAUCAACAACUGCACGCAGCGUUAAUUCGCCCUCCUACGAUAAGCUGAUCCCGGUUCUGAAGUACACCAAGGAAUGCAGUGAAGGAACCUGCGCCGUUUGUUUGUGUGAAUUUACCGACGGCGAGGAAAUCCGUGUGCUGCCGGAAUGUGCACACUUGUUUCAUGUGGGGUGCAUUGACAUGUGGCUCAGCUCACACUCUAACUGCCCACUUUGUCGAACUGAUAUUAUUGCUAAACGAGCACCGCAACACGUUGUUCCUCCUCCGCAAGAUGUUGAGGCUCCUCCUCCGCAGAAUGCUUUGCCUGCACCACAUGUUGUGAUACUGAUGCCAAGUGUUGGAGUAUGA
Messenger RNA from Malus domestica (apple), 429 nucleotides. RefSeq names its product RING-H2 finger protein ATL51-like. Lineage: Eukaryota; Viridiplantae; Streptophyta; Magnoliopsida; Rosales; Rosaceae. Gene Ontology annotation, biological process: protein ubiquitination. Gene Ontology annotation, molecular function: transferase activity. The record is from RefSeq and is a predicted model, not a curated record.